ACGUGAUUCUUGUCCACGCCAACGUUCGCGAGAGACCGAAACUAUAUUUUCUCCUCCUUCCUGUCACGUCUUCAAACCGUCCGCUUCUCUUGGCCUCUUUCUCUCUGUGCAGAUCGAACCCAACGAUGCGUUUCAACUCUCCACAAACCCUAACUUCAACCUGAUAAUUGGACACCACUUCGCCGCUCUUCAAUGGCGUUUUUUCUACAUCCAUCAUCAUCUUAAAUUUUCUAACUCAUUUUCCAACUUUUUCAAUCACCAUGUUCGAAGCUCACGUUCUGCAUUUGCUUCGAAGAUAUUUGGGUGAAUAUGUCCAUGGGCUUUCGGUAGAGGCAUUAAGGAUCAGUGUUUGGAAAGGUGAUGUUGUCCUCAAAGAUUUGAGAUUGAAGGCAGAAGCACUAAAUGCACUGAAACUUCCAGUCACAGUCAGAGCUGGUUUUGUUGGCACUAUCACAUUAAAGGUUCCGUGGAAAAGUUUAGGCAAGGAACCUGUGAUUGUUCUCAUUGAUCGUGUCUUCAUUCUUGCUCAUCCUGCUUCUGUUGGCCGGGCUCUCAAUGACGAGGACAGAAGAAAACUUUUUGAAGCCAAACUUCAACAGAUUGAGGAAGCAGAAUCAGCAAUCCUUGAAGCAAUGUCUAGGUCAAAGUUGGGAAAUCCUUCUCCUGCAAAUUCAUGGCUAGGUUCUUUGAUUGCCACUAUUAUUGGAAAUCUUAAGAUUUCAAUUAGCAAUGUGCAUGUCAGAUAUGAGGAUGCAGUCAGUAAUCCAGGGCAUCCAUUUUCAUGUGGUGUUACCUUAGCUAAGCUGGCAGCUGUGACGAUGGAUGAGCAGGGAAAUGAAACUUUUGACACCAGUGGUGCAUUGGAUAGAUUGCGGAAGUCAUUGCAGCUUGAGAGACUUGCUGUUUAUCAUGAUUGUAAUAGCCUUCCCUGGAAAAUAGAUAAGAGAUGGGAAGAUCUCAGUCCCAAAGAAUGGAUUGAGAUAUUUGAAGAUGGUAUAAAUGAACCUUCUAUUGGCUAUGGAAUGGUGUCUAAGUGGGCUGUGAAUCGCAAGUAUGUGCUCUCGCCAAUCAAUGGAGUUCUUAAAUAUCAUCGUCUUGGAAAACAAGAAAGAAGUGAUCCAGAAAUUCCAUUCGAGAAGGCCUCUCUUGUUUUAAGUGAUGUUUCGUUAACAAUUACAGAGGCACAAUAUCAUGAUUGGAUAAAACUUUUGGAAGUUGUUUCAAGAUACAAGACUUAUGUUGAGAUUUCUCAUUUAAGACCUGAGGUGACUGUUUCAAAGGAUCCUCGUCUGUGGUGGCGUUAUGCAGCUCAAGCUGUCCUGCAGCAGAAGCAAAUGUGCUACCGAUUGUCAUGGGAUCGAAUCCAGCACUUUUGUCAGCUUCGCCGCCGUUAUGUUCAGUUGUAUGCUGGUUCACUUCAACAUUCAUCUAAUGCAAAUGUCUCAGAGCUUGGAGAAAUGGAGAAAGAUCUUGAUUCCAAGGUUAUUCUUUUAUGGAGGUUGCUAGCACAUGCCAAGGUUGAAUCUGUAAAAUCGAAGGAAGCAGCUGAACAGAGGAGGCUUAAAAAGAAAAGCUGGUUUUCAUUUACAUGGCAUACAGACUCAGAAGAUGCUAAUAAUGUGGAUGCUUCUGAGGGAUCACGAUUAACAGAAGAAAGAUUGACUAAAGAAGAAUGGAAGGCUAUUAAUAAUUUACUUAGUUACCAGCAGGAUGAGGAGAUAAUGCCACACGUAGGAAAGGACAUGCAGAAUAUGAUUCUGUAUUUGGUGACUGUAUCUGUCAGACAGGCUGCUGCUAGGAUCAUUGAUGUAAAUCAGAAUGAGAUUAUUUGUGGUAGAUUUGAGCAACUACAUGUGUCAACCAAAUUUAAAAAUCACAGUACCCACUGUGAUGUGUUAUUGAAAUUCUAUGGUUUGUCAGCUCCUGGAGGUUCACUUGCUCAGAGUGUAUCUAGUGAGCAGAAGGCAAAUGCAUUAUUUGCUAGUUUUGUACAUUCACCAGUUGGGGAGAAUGUGGACUGGAAGCUGUCUGCAACAAUUUCUCCUUGCCAUGUCACGGUUUUAAUGGAAAGCUUUGAUCACUUUUUUGAGUUUGUAAAGAGGAGUAAUGCAGUUAGUCCUACUGUUGCAUUGGAAACUGCAAAUGCUUUGCAGAUGAAGCUUGAAAAAGUUACUCGUAGAGCACAAGAACAAUUUCAGAUGGUAUUGGAGGAACAGAGCAGAUUUGCCCUUGACAUAGAUUUGGAUGCUCCAAAAGUCAGGGUUCCUAUAAGGACAGUUGGCUCUUCAAAUUGUGAUGUGCAUUUUAUUUUGGAUUUUGGUCAUUUUACAUUGAACACUGCGGAAAGUGAAUCUGAUGAACAAAGGCAGAGCCUUUAUUCUCGUUGCUACAUAUCUGGAAGAGAUAUUGCUGCAUUCUUUACAAAUUGUAAUUCAGACUGUCAGAACCCCACGGUGGUUGUACCAAAUGAUAAUAGUCAGGCAAUAACAUCUCACGUACUGGAAAAAAAUGACAAUUUCUAUUCUCUCAUUGAUAGGUGUGGAAUGGCAGUAAUUGUUGAUCAGAUCAAAGUACCUCACCCAAGUUACCCAUCAACACGCAUAUCCAUUCAAGUGCCAAACCUUGGCAUUCACUUUUCACCAGCAAGAUACUACAGAGUUAUGGAAUUGUUGAACAUGCUGUAUGAUACAAUGGAAAACUGUGGUCAGUCAACUGUUGAUAAUUUCCAAACUCAAUUCGCCCCAUGGAGUUCUGCAGAUAUUGCUACUGGUGCUAGAAUCCUUGUUUGGAAGGGGAUUGGCAAUUCCGUGGCUACAUGGCAGCCCUGUUUUCUUGUGUUAUCUGGAUUGUAUCUCUAUGCUAUGGAAUCUCAGAGAUCUCAGAGCUACCAGCGAUACAUGAGCAUGGCCAGUAGACAGGUAAUUGAGGUUCCUCUGUCAAAUGUUGGUGGUUCCCCAUUCUGUAUUGCUGUUUGUUCCAGGGGAAUGGACAUUCAACAGGCAUUGGAAUCUUCUAGCACCUGGAUUUUAGAGUUUCACAAUGAGGAGGAGAAAGCCAUUUGGUUUAAAGGACUUAUACAGGCUACUUAUCAAGCUUCCGUUCCUUCAUCAAUUGACGUACUUGGAGAAACAAGGGAUGCUGCGGCUGAAUUUGGGGAACUCCGGACCCCGAAUUUGAAAACAGCUGACCUUGUCAUUAAUGGGGCAGUAGUAGAGACAAAGUUAUGUAUAUAUGGAAAGACUGGAGUUGAAGUUGAUGAAAAACAUAAGGAGACUCUAAUCAUAGAGGUUCUUGCCGGUGGGGCAAAGGUGCACAUGCUUCGUUCAGAGGCUGACCUGACAGUCAAGAUGAAGCUGCACUCAUUGAAAAUUAAAGAUGAACUUCAAGCUUGUCUGUCUACAAGCCCACAAUAUUUGGCAUGCUCUGUGCUGAAGAAUGAUAAGACACUUGCAACUCCUAGUCCUAGCCCUCUUGACCUUCAAGGGAGAGAGAUCUCCGUGGUACCUCAUGAUGAUGAUGAUACUUUUACAGAUGCUUUGCCUGAAUUUUCAUCUGCAUCAGAUCCUGCUGUUUAUUCACCCAGAAUAGAUGUGUCUCAUUCUGGAACAGUGGGAGUUAUCAGUGACUCUGUGGAAUUUGAGUCUGCUGAAGCCUUAAUUCUUGAGCAGGAUCUGUUACAUGGAAAGAGCAUUUCUAAUGAGACAUUUUAUGAGGCACAAGGUGGUGAUAGUUUGGAUUUUGUAUCUAUGAUCUUUUCAACAAGGAGCUCCUCUUCGUCUGAUUAUGACGGUGUAGAUACGCAGAUGAGUAUCCGCAUGUCCAAAUUAGAGUUCUUUUGCAACAGGCCUACUCUUGUUGCUUUAAUUGGUUUUGGCUUUGAUCUAAGUUCUGGGAAUUCUGUGCAAAGUAAUGUAAAGAUGGAUGGAAUCUCAGAUGACAAAUCUUUGAUGAACAAAGAAAAGGCUGAAGAUAAUGGGCGUGUUAAAGGGUUGCUGGGAUAUGGUAAACAUCGUGUUGUAUUUUAUUUAAACAUGAAUGUUGACAGUGUCACUGUCUUUCUCAACAAAGAGGACAGUUCUCAGCUUGCUGUGCUUGUGCAAGAAAGCUUCCUGUUGGAUCUUAAGAUCCAUCCUGGUUCUCUUUCUAUUGAAGGCACAUUAGGAAAUUUCAGACUCUGUGAUAUGUCACUCGGAACUGAUCAUUGUUGGAGUUGGCUUUGUGAUAUACGUAAUCCAGGGCUUGAAUCCCUUAUAAAGUUCAAGUUUAGUUCCUAUUGUGCUGAAGAUGAUGAUUAUGAAGGAUAUGAUUACAGUUUGAGUGGCCGACUAUCUGCUGUACGCAUUAUUUUCCUCUACAGGUUUGUCCGAGAGAUAACUGUGUACUUUAUGGAACUUGCAACUCCACAUACUGAAGAAGCGAUUAAACUUGUCGAUAAAGUUGGAGAUUUUGAGUGGUUAAUUCAGAAGUAUGAGAUUGAUGGAGCAACUGCAUUCAAGCUGGACCUCUCACUUGACACUCCAAUUAUCAUUGUUCCCAGGAAUUCCAUGAGCAAAGAUUUUAUUCAACUUGAUCUGGGUCAGUUAGAGAUCACAAAUGAAUUUAGUUGGCAUGGCUGCCCAGAGAAAGAUCCUUCAGCUGUCCACAUGGAUGUUCUUCAUGCUAAGAUUCUGGGAAUCAACAUGUCUGUAGGAGUUGAUGGUUGUCUGGGAAAGCCAAUGAUACGGGACGGAAAAGGACUAGAUAUAUAUGUGCGCCGCAGUUUGCGAGAUAUUUUUGGGAAAGUUCCAACAUUUUCUCUUGAAGUAAAGGUGGAUUUCCUCCAUGGUGUUGUGUCUGAUAAAGAAUACAACGUAAUUCUAAAUUGUACAUUCAUGAAUUUAUCCGAAGAGCCAAGGCUUCCUCCAAGUUUUCGGGGUAGUAAGACUGAUUCGAAAGAUACAAUGCGAAUGCUGGUUGACAAGGUCAACAUGAAUAGUCAAAUAUUAUUAUCACAAACUGUUAACAUUGUGGCAGUUGAUAUCAAUUAUGCACUGUUGGAGCUAUGCAAUGGCAUUCAUGAGUCACCAUUAGCUCAUAUUGCUUUGGAAGGUCUAUGGGUAUCAUACCGGACAUCUUCAUUGUCUGAAACAGAUCUCUACAUAACUAUUCCUAAAUUUUCUAUAUUGGACAAUCGCCCUGAUACAAAACCUGAAAUGCGCUUGAUGCUUGGGUUGUCUACUGAUAUUUCUAAACAAGCUUCUAGUGGAAAUUUUUCACACUUGCCGAACAGAGCCAGCUUUAGGAGGAUAAAAUCUGAAUCUGGCCUUGAUAUGGAUGUACCAUAUUCAACAAUGUUUUUGAUGGACUAUAGAUGGCGACUUUCGUCCCAAUCAUGUGUGGUUCGGGUUCAGCAGCCUCGUGUCCUUGUUGUACCAGAUUUUCUUCUAGCUGUGGGAGAGUUUUUUGUGCCAGCAUUGGGCGCAAUAACUGGAAGGGAGGAAACUACAGAUCCUAAGAAGGAUCCCAUCUGUAGAAGCAAUAGCAUAGUACUCUCAGAGCCUGUUUACAAACAGAGGGAGGACGUUGUGCACUUGUCUCCAAGUAGGCAGUUAAUAGUGGAUGCCAAGAGAGUUGAUGAAUAUACAUAUGACGGCUGUGGAAAGGUUAUCUGUCUAAGUGAAGAAACCAAUAUGAAAGAAUUUAAUUCUGUGAGAUCCCAACCGAUCAUAAUAAUUGGGCGUGGCAAGAGGCUGCAGUUUGUUAAUGUGAAGAUUGAGAAUGGUUCCCUUUUGAGGAAGUAUGCAUACUUGAGUAAUGAUAGCAGUUACUCGGUUGCCAUAGAAGAUGGUGUUGACAUUUUGUUGGUGGACAAUUCUUCACCUGAUGAUGACAAGAUUCUGGAUGACAUGCAUAGAUCAUCAGACAACUUGAAUACCUCUGAUUCUCAAAAUGAUUCAAAUGGAAUGCAGAGUUUCACUUUUGAAGCACAGGUUGUUUCUUCUGAGUUUACCUUCUAUGAUGGCACAAAAUCUUCAUUAGAUGAUUCUUCAUAUGGCGAAAAGCUUCUACGUGCAAAAAUGGAUUUAAGUUUCAUGUAUGCAACAAAAGACAAUGACACUUGGAUUCGAGCACUGGUGAAGGAUCUGACAGUUGAGGCUGGUUCUGGUCUCAUGAUUCUGGAUCCUGUGAAUAUUUCAGGAGGGUAUACAUCCGUGAAGGAGAAAACGAAUAUAUCUCUGAUAUCUACAGAUAUAUGCUUCCAUCUUUCCUUGAGUGCCAUUUCUCUUUUACUUAACUUGCAGACUCAGGCAGCCGCUGCAUUCCAAUUUGGAAAUGCGGUUCCUAUAGCACCUUGUAUCAACUAUGACCGAAUUUGGGUGUCGCCAAAAGAAAAUGGCCCUCGUAAUAACCUUACUUUCUGGAGGCCUCAAGCUCCUUCAAACUACGUUAUAUUGGGAGAUUGUGUGACAUCAAGGUCAAAUCCUCCUUCACAAGCAGUCAUGGCAGUGAGUAACACAUAUGGACGUGUGAGAAAGCCUAUUGGAUUUAAUCUCAUUGGCUUGUUCUCUGAAAUUCAAGGAUUUGGAGGUGAAGGCCAUUCUGAUUCUGACAGUGAUUGUUCUCUUUGGAUGCCUGUUGCGCCAGCAGGAUACACAGCUCUUGGUUGUGUGGCCAAUAUAGGAAGCCAACCUCCACCAAAUCAUAUAGUUCAUUGCCUACGGUCUGACCUUGUGGCAUCUACAACAUAUUCUGAAUGCUUAUUUAGUGUGCCACCACAUCCGUUGUCUGUAUCUGGGUUUAGUAUUUGGCGCAUGGACAAUGUUAUUGCAUCUUUUUUUGCCCAUUCUUCAACUGAAUAUCCUCCCAGAGUCAAUAGUUGCAACCUUAGUCAUGUUCUCCUCUGGAGCUCCAUGCGGCAUCAUUCUUUGUCUAAAGAAACUGCAUCAGAUUUGACUGUUGACCACGGCCAUAAAUGUAAGCAAAAAGGCAGUGAGACAGAAAAUUCAUCUGGAUGGGACAUUAUCCGAUCAAUUUCAAAAGCAUCUAAUUGUUACGUAUCGACCCCCAAUUUUGAGAGGAUAUGGUGGGACAAGGGCAGUGAUGUACGGAGACCUGUUUCAAUAUGGCGACCUAUUGCACGUCCUGGUUAUGCCAUACUAGGAGAUUGCAUUACUGAAGGCUUGGAACCACCUGCUUUGGGCCUAAUAUUUAGAAAUGAUAAUCCUGAACUCUCUUCAAGGCCUGUGCAAUUUACUAAAGUUGCUCAUAUUGCUGGGAAAGGUUUUGAUGAAGUCUUUUUCUGGUAUCCAAUUGCUCCUCCUGGAUAUGCUUCUCUAGGAUGUGUUGUCACCAGAACGGAUGAAGCACCUAGAGUAUCUUCAUUGUGCUGCCCAAGGAUGGAUCUUGUUAACCAAGUGAAUAUAGUUGAGAUGCCCAUUUCGAGAUCUUCUAGCUCAAAGGCAUCUCAUUGCUGGAGUAUUUGGAAAGUUGAGAAUCAGGCUUCCACUUUUCUUGCCCGCCCUGAUCUGAAAAAGCCAUCAAGCAGGUUGGCAUUUGCAAUUGGUGAUUCUGUGAAGCCAAAGUCACGGGAAAACAUAACUGCUGAGCUGAAGCUAAGAUGUUUUUCUGUAACUGUUUUAGACAGCUUAUGCGGAAUGAUGACACCUCUGUUUGAUACUACAAUAACCAAUAUCAAGCUUGCAACACAUGGUCGACUGGAGGCAAUGAAUGCUGUACUCAUUUCUUCUAUUGCUGCGUCAACCUUUAACACACAAUUGGAAGCAUGGGAGCCACUUGUGGAACCAUUUGACGGAAUCUUCAAGUUUGAAACCUAUGAUACCAAUGUACAUCCACCAUCAAGACUUGCAAAGAGAGUGCAUAUCGCCGCAACCAGUAUUCUGAAUGUAAAUUUCAGUGCAGCCAACCUUGAAACUUUUGUAGGGACCAUUCUUUCUUGGAGAAAGCAGCUAGAACUUGACCAGAAAUCAAUAAAGCUAAAUGAGGAAGCUGGUAGUCAUCGUAGAGGAGAAGAGGAUCCAACUUAUUCUGCUUUGGAUGAAGAUGAUUUUCAGACUGUAACAAUUGAAAAUGAACUUGGAUGUGAUAUGUAUCUGAAAAAGGUUGAGGAUGAUGUGAAUGCAGUUGACCAGCUACAUCCUGGUGGCUGUGCUUCUGUGUGGAUCCCACCUCCAAGAUUUUCUGACAGGUUAAAAGUUGCAGAUGAAUCCAGGGAAGCACGCUGUUAUGUUGUUAUCCAGAUAGUUGAAGCUAAGGGUUUGCCCAUCAUUGAUGAUGGUAAUAGCCAUAACUUCUUUUGUGCUCUACGCCUUGUUGUUGAUAGUCAGGGGACAGAUCAGCAAAAGCAUUUUCCUCAGAGUGCAAGGACAAAAUGUGUGAAGCCUGUAUUUCCUAAAGAAAAUGAACGUAAUAGUGGCAUUGCAAAGUGGAAUGAAGUUUUCAUAUUUGAAAUUCCUCGAAAGGGGCUGACUAAGUUAGAAGUGGAGGUCACAAAUCUUGCAGCCAAAGCUGGAAAGGGUGAAGUUAUCGGUGCACUCUCAUUACCUGUUGUAUAUGGAUCAGCCAUGCUGAAAAAGGUUGCCUCAGCAAGGAUGCUUCACCAACCCAGUAAUGCCCAGAAUAUUGCGUCAUAUCCUCUAAGAAGAAGGGCUCAACAAGACAAUGUUGAAGAGUUGCAUGAUAUUGGAAGCCUGUUGGUUUCUACUACUUAUUUUGAAAGGAAUAUGGUAUCAAACUUUCAUGGAGGUAAGGAAACUGAGUAUUCUCAUCAUAGAGACAUAGGUUUCUGGGUUCGGCUUAGCCCAGAGGGUGCUUGGGAGGGUGUUCGUUCAUUGCUACCGCUGUCUGUGGUCCCCAAAUUGUUAGAGAGUGAUUUUAUUGCCAUGGAAGUGGUCAUGAAAAAUGGCAAGAAGCAUGUAAUUUUCAGGGGCCUUGCAACAGUCAUGAAUGAUUCAGAUAUUAAACUGGAUGUUUCUGUAUGCCAUGCAUCUUCAGUUUCUUCUUCAGGGAGAAGCAACAUUAAUAUUGUGAUAGAUGAGAUCUUUGAAAAUCAAUGUUAUCAUCCUAUUUCUGGUUGGGGUAACAAGUGGCCUAGCUUUAAAAGUAAUGAUCCAGGGCGAUGGAGCACCAGAGAUUUCUCAUAUUCAUCAAAUGAUUUUUUUGAACCUUCCCCUCCUCCUGGAUGGCAAUGGACAUCUUCUUGGAUUAUUGAUAAAUCUUCCCCCGUUGACGAUGAUGGCUGGGCAUAUGGUCCUGAUUUCCACAGUUUGAAGUGGCCUCCAACUCCAAAGUCUCGCACAAAAUCUAAUCUUGAUGUUGUGCGCCGUAGGCGUUGGAUUCGUAGGAGGCAACAAAUAACUGGGCAAGGAUCUGAUAACAUGAAUGGCAAUUUAAUUUCCAUAAAUCCUGGAUCAUCAGCUGUUUUACCAUGGAGAAGCACAUCAAAGGAUUCUGACCACUUCUUACAAGUGCGCCCUUGUGUUGAUCAUUCUCAGCCUGCAUGUUCAUGGGGUCGACAAGUUACCUUUGGUUCUGGCUAUGCAUUUGGAAAGGAGCAGCCUUUCAUUGAUCAAGGCUUGCUCACUAGACAGAAUACUUUGAAGCAGGGAAGUAAAAUGCCUAACACUUUUAAGUUGAAUCAGCUGGAGAAGAAAGAUGCUCUUUUUUGUUGUUCUUCUAGUAGUGGAAGUAAACUGUUUUGGCUUAGUGUAGGCACUGAUGCCUCAAUUCUUCACACUGAACUUAAUUCUCCCAUAUAUGAUUGGAGAAUAUCUAUCAACUCUCCGUUGAAGUUGGAAAACCAACUUCCUUGCCCGGCUGAAUUCACAAUUUGGGAAAAAACGCAUGACGAGGGUUGCAUUGAGCGACAACAUGGAAUGAUCUCUUCACGCAGUGGUGUACAUAUAUACUCAGCAGAUAUCCAAAAACCAAUCUAUCUCACAUUGCUUGUUCAGGGUGGUUGGCUUUUAGAAAAGGACCCUGUUCUUGUUCUGGAUCUUCCUUCCAGUGAUCAUGUCUCAUCAUUCUGGAUGUUCCACCAGCAAAGUAAAAGGAGACUGCGUGUGAGCAUUGAACGAGAUAUGGGAGGAACCAUUGCUGCACCCAAAACAAUUAGGUUAUUUGUUCCUUACUGGAUAGUGAAUGAUUCAUAUCUGCCAUUGGCAUAUAGGGUGGUAGAAAUUGAGCCAUCAGAUAUUGCAGAUACAGAUUCUGUCUUUCUUUCAAGAGCAGUUAAGUCUGCAAAAACAGCUUUGAGAAAUCCCACAAUGGAAAGGAGACAUUCUGCUUCAAAGCGAAACAUUCAAGUACUUGAAGUAAUCGAGGAUACAAGCCCCCUACCUAGCAUGCUUUCUCCACAAGAUUCAGCGGGUAGAAGUGGCGUUAUGCUGUUUCCAUCCCAGAAAGAUGCAUAUAUGUCCCCACGAGUGGGUCUUGCUGUUGCUAUUCGUCAUUCUGAGUUCUAUAGUCCUGGGAUUUCUCUUCUUGAGCUUGAAAAGAAGGAAAGGGUUGAUGUCAAGGCAUUUAGUUCAGAUGGAUCCUACUACAAGCUUUCGGCUCUACUCAAGACCUCAGAGAGGACAAAGGUUGUUCAUUUUCAGCCACAUAUCUUGUUUAUCAAUAGGGUUGGUUUCAGUCUCUGCCUAAAGCAGUGUGAUUCUCAGUUGUUCGAAUGGAUUCAUCCUACUGAUCCUCCAAAAUCAUUUGGAUGGCAGUCUUCUGCUAAAGUUGAGCUAUUGAAGUUGCGGUUGGAUGGAUAUGAUUGGAGCACGCCAUUUAGUGUUUGCAGUGAAGGUAUGAUGCGCAUUUCUUUGAAGAAAGAUACUGGAGGUGAUCAAAUGCAGCUAAGGGUACAAGUAAGAAGUGGCACAAAGAGCUCUCGCUAUGAAGUUAUUUUCCGUCCAGACUCUUCAUCCAGUCCAUACAGGAUUGAAAAUCGUUCUAUGUUUUUACCUAUCCGUUUUCGGCAAGUUGAUGGUGCUGGUGAUUCAUGGAAGCUUCUUCUUCCUAGCACAGCUGCUUCAUUCUUGUGGGAAGAUCUUGGUCGACGGCAACUGUUGGAACUCUUUGUAGAUGGGACUGACUCGUCAAAAUCACUUAUAUACAAUAUUGAUGAGACUUCUGAUAACUUGCCCAUCCAUAUGGGUGGUGGACCUACUAGAGCUUUACGUGUUACUAUUGUGAAGGAAGACAAAAUGAAUGUUGCUAAGAUCAGUGAUUGGAUGCCAGAAAAUGAGCCUACUGCUGUCACAAGUACCGGAGUCUCUCUUCAGUCAUCACAGGUUGAAGGAAAUGAUUCUCAACAACAUCAAUUGCCAUCCACCACUGAUUGUGAAUUUCAUGUUGUUCUUGAGCUUGCUGAGCUUGGAAUAUCAGUAAUUGACCACACACCAGAAGAAAUUUUAUAUUUAUCAGUGCGGAAUCUUCUUCUGGCAUAUUCUACUGGCUUGGGAUCUGGGUUCAGUAGGUUCAAAUUGAGAAUGCAUGGAAUACAAGUGGAUAACCAGUUGCCAUUAACUCCAAUGCCAGUUCUCUUCAGGCCACAGAAAGUUGUGCAUGAGAUGGACUAUAUGUUGAAGUUUUCCAUGACACUGCAAUCAAAUGGUUCAUUAGAUCUAUGUGUUUAUCCAUAUAUUGGUUUCAGUGGACCUGACAACUCUGCUUUCUUAAUAAACAUUCAUGAACCUAUUAUCUGGCGCCUUCAUGAAAUGAUCCAGCAGGUCAAUAUCAGUAGGUUACAAGAUACUCAAACAACUGCUGUUUCAGUUGAUCCAAUCAUUCAAAUUGGUGUUCUUAGCAUCUCAGAAGUUCGAUUCAAAGUGUCAAUGGGUAUGUCACCUGGUCAACGGCCAAGAGGAGUCCUUGGUUUCUGGUCGUCCUUAAUGACUGCUUUGGGAAACACUGAAAAUAUGCCAGUGAGAAUAAACCAAAGAUUUCAUGAGAACAUAUGCAUGAGGCAGAGUGCUAUGAUUAGCAUUGCUAUUUCAAAUGUUAAAAAGGAUCUUCUCGGCCAACCUCUUCAACUGCUUUCUGGUGUUGAUAUAUUGGGCAAUGCUAGCAGUGCACUCGGACACAUGAGUAAAGGUGUUGCUGCCUUAUCAAUGGACAAGAAGUUCAUCCAAAGUCGACAAAGACAGGAGAAUAAAGGUGUAGAGGACCUUGGUGAUGUUAUCAGAGAGGGAGGUGGAGCUCUAGCAAAGGGUCUAUUUAGAGGAGUCACUGGCAUUUUGACUAAGCCUCUUGAAGGUGCAAAAACCUCUGGCGUAGAGGGUUUUGUUCAGGGUGUUGGAAAAGGGAUAAUAGGUGCAGCUGCCCAACCUGUUAGUGGGGUUCUGGAUCUCUUGUCAAAAACUACUGAAGGUGCCAAUGCUAUGAGAAUGAAAAUAGCAUCUGCUAUAACUUCAGAGGAACAACUCCUCCGCAGGAGACUGCCUCGUGUAAUUAGUGGUGAUAAUUUGCUUCGACCUUACAAUGAGUACAAAGCCCAAGGACAGGUUAUAUUGCAGCUGGCAGAAUCAGGCUCAUUUUUCAGUCAGGUUGAUCUUUUCAAAGUACGUGGGAAAUUUGCCUUAUCAGAUGCUUAUGAAGAUCAUUUUGUGCUUCCUAAAGGAAAAAUUGUCAUGGUGACCCAUCGAAGAGUAAUGUUAUUGCAACAACCCUCUAAUAUUAUUGGUCAGAGGAAGUUCAUUCCAGCAAGGGAUCCAUGUUCGGUGCUGUGGGAUGUGCUGUGGGAUGACUUGGUGACAAUGGAAUUGACUAUUGGAAAAAAAGACCACCCAAAAGCUCCUCCUUCACGGCUGUUGCUUUAUUUAAGGAGUAAACCAACAGAGGCAAAGGAACAAGCUCGUGUAAUAAAAUGUAGCCAUGAAACUGAUCAGGCUCUUGAGGUCUACUGUUCAAUUGAACGAGCAAUGAACACUUUUGGAAAGAACCUUCCAAAGGAAAUGUUGAAACAUAAAGUGAUGAAGCCAUAUGCGCCUGGUGUAGACGGAACCAAUAGUGAAAUGAUUUCAAAAGAAGGGGUUGUUUCCUGGUCGCCACAGCAGGUGCCUGCAUCAGUUCCACUGAGUUCAACUUUUGGUAGCAGCUCCAAUUGAUACGGCAGCCUUUUUUUUUUUUUAAGGCUUUGUGCUGAAGUCAGGUCAUAAAUUCUGCGUCAAUAUAUAUAUGGGCUGUUGGAACGGUAUGCCAUUGGAUUAAUUCUCAAGCAAUUCCUUUAUAACUUAAAAGUAAAAAAAAAAAUAAAAAUAAAAAAAGGUUGAUUUUGCAGUAAAAGAUCACAACCAAUCACUACUGAGGUUUCUUUUGUUUAUGCUUCUUAACUGAUCUAUUCAAUUAAUUAAGAAUAAUUCUGUUCUUGUACUAUUUUUUGCACCAAUCUGCCAUACUACUAUGUUUUCACAGUGAAAGGAAAGAAUGAUGAAGAGCUCACUCUCUUAACAUCCUUCCUGUGCCUCCUUUUAAGGUGGGGAAAGAGGUGCUUUAGUUGAACUAAAGAUGAAUCUGACGGAGAAACUCAAGUGUCUAGUGAAAAAAGCUACAUGCCUGAUCCUUUUUAGAAGCAUGGAAUUCAAUUGAGAAUCAAUCAAUGGCCUGCGAGCUAGGAAAAAGAAACUCAAUGUUUGACGAUCAAAGCUUGUACAAAAAAAAUACCUAGCUAAAUUUUACAUAGCAGCUCCUAGAAAUGUAUAGUUUUUGACGCUUUUUCCGCAUGCCUUCUGUGUGGCAUUUGUAUACAGAACAUUUUGCAAAAUAUAGCUUUGAAUUCGUAUUGAGUUGGCCACAUUGUUAGGCAAUUGGAAAGCAAAUACUGUUUUUAAACAUUUCUAUAUAUGGCGUAUGGUUUCUGUCCA
Molecule: messenger RNA, 13847 nt
Organism: Hevea brasiliensis (rubber tree)
Lineage: Eukaryota; Viridiplantae; Streptophyta; Magnoliopsida; Malpighiales; Euphorbiaceae
Exons: 63
Coding region: 261-13091 (4276 amino acids)
Source: RefSeq, a predicted model, not a curated record